Mauremys reevesii (Reeves's turtle) is the source of this 945-nucleotide messenger RNA. RefSeq names its product olfactory receptor 6C4-like. Gene Ontology annotation, molecular function: G protein-coupled receptor activity; olfactory receptor activity. The record is from RefSeq and is a predicted model, not a curated record. The transcript has a single exon. Lineage: Eukaryota; Metazoa; Chordata; Testudines; Geoemydidae. Gene Ontology annotation, cellular component: membrane. Bases 1 to 945 code for a protein of 314 amino acids. Gene Ontology annotation, biological process: G protein-coupled receptor signaling pathway.
AUGCCAAACCGCACUGCAGUGGUGGAAUUCAUCCUGUUGGGACUAACCAAUGACAAUCAUUUGAACAUCGUCAUAUUCCUAGUUCUAUUAGCGACCUUCCUCUUGAUCCUGAUGGGAAACAUCAUCAUUGUCACCAUCACCCUGGUGGACCAUUGCCUCCAAACGCCCAUGUAUUUCUUCCUCAGGAACUUCUCCUUCUUGGAAACAUGCUUCACCCUCGUCAUCAUCCCCCGGUUCCUCUACAGCCUCCUGACAGGGAGAAAAGCCAUUUCUCGCCCCACUUGUUUUCUUCAGUCAUUUUUCUUCUUCUUCCUGGGCUCCUCUACAUUUUUCCACCUGGCUGUAAUGUCCUUUGACCGGUACAUGGCUAUCUGCAACCCGCUACAUUACAUCACUGUCAUGAGCAACAGGGUCUGCCUCUACUUAGUGCUUGGCUGCUGGCUGGUGAGUUUCCUCCUAGUGCUUCCUACCACCGUUCUCUUUGUCCGCUUGCCGUUCUGUGGCCCCAGCAUCAUAAACCACUUCUACUGUGACACAGCCCCGUUGCUCCAACUCUCCUGCACAGACACAGGGAACAUUGAAGUAGUGACCCUGGUGAGAGCUGUACUUACGCUGCUCAGCACGCUGACGGUCACCAUCAUCUCCUAUGGCUGUAUCAUCUCCACGGUCAUGCGCAUCCCAUCCUCCGCGGGUAGGAAAAAGGCCUUUUCCACCUGCUCUGCCCACCUCAUGGUUGUGGUGAUAUUGUACAGUAGCUCCAUUUUCAGGUACAUCCGACCAAGUCAGCGCGGCGGGUGGGACUUUGACAAUGUUGUGUCCUUUCUUUACACAGUGGUCACCCAGCUCUUUAAUCCCUACAUCUAUGCUCUCAGGAACAAACAAGUCAAACGGGCCCUGAAGGAUGCUUGUGACAGGGUGUGUUUUAAGCAUCCAAAUCGGGCCUGA